GUUUCUUCACAUCUGCGAGUCGGCGGACGACCUCGUUCUGCAGUCGCAGAUGCAGCGCGAGCUCGGGCGCCGCACAGGCACCUGCUUCCAACGGUGUGUCGGCCAAGACGCCUCAAAUGCCAUGUGGUCCACGACGUACGACAUCGAUCAGAAGUUCGGAACGAACUACCACCAGCGCUUCCAGGAUUUCAUGAAGAUGGCACAGAGCAAGAACUUGGUCCUGGGUGGCGCGAUGACUGAUGUAAAAGGCGAUCGGAGCUUGAAUCCCUCACAGCAGGAGGACCCCGACCUCUUCGUGCGCGUCGCCGAGCGGAGGCCCAACGGCGGCAUUGUCCUCCGUGGCUGCAAAGCCCACCAGACAGGGAACCUCAACUCCCACUGGAUGAUCCUCAUGCCCGGGAGUAAGAUGGAAACUGCUGACAAGGACUAUGCCGUGUCCUGCGCGGUGCCGGUGGAUGCUCCGGGCAUCACAUACAUCUAUGGGCGUCAGAGCUGCGACUUGCGGGCCAUGGAGCCUGGCGACAUCGACCAGGGCAAUGCGAAGUUCGGCGGACAGGAGACCAUGACAAUCUUCGAGGAUGUCUACGUGCCACCUGAGUACGUUUUCAUGGACGGGGAGGUGGACUUCACCCAAAGCUUGGUCGAGCGCUUCACGGCCUACCACCGCCGCUCCUACGUUUGCAAAGCCGGGCUUGGCGACGUGAUGCUGGGCGCUGCGGCCACAGUUGCAGACUACAAUGGCGUCGCGAAAGCCUCGCACAUCAAGGACAAGCUGGUGGAGAUUGCCUACCUCAACGAGAACAUUGCGGGAACUGCCAUGGCAUCGUCCUAUGGCGGCAAGGCCACACCUUCCGGCAAUUUCCUUCCGGAUGUCAUGAUGGCAAACAUUUGCAAACACAAUGUGACGAAGCUCCCGUACGAGAUUUCACGCCUGGCGCAGGACUUGGCUGGAGGACUCAUCGUCACCCUUCCCGCCGACAAGGAAUUCCGUAACGAUGUGGCCGGGCCCAUGUUGGAGAAGUACUUGAAGGGCAAGAAGGGCGUCACUGUGGAGAAUCGUCGACGCAUCCUCCGCCUCAUCGAGAACAUGACCAUGGGCAGGAAUGCCGUGGGCUACCUCA
Molecule: messenger RNA, 1121 nt
Organism: Symbiodinium necroappetens
Lineage: Eukaryota; Dinophyceae; Suessiales; Symbiodiniaceae
Source: the annotation of a GenBank genome assembly